AGCCCUUUCCAGCCCAUCAAUUUCCAGAGCAGAGAACCAUCUCGUGCAGUUGCUCGCUCGCCUGGAUUUACACUGCCCUAGCCCCUAGCCGCCGGCGGUCGCCGGACCCCUCCUUCGCGCUGCCGCCGGUCGCCGGACCUCUCCUUCGCGCCGCCGCCGCCAGCCCACCUCCCCAAAUCGGCGCCCGGACCGCUCUCCCCUAAUCUGGUCAUUUUCCCCUUCCCAAAACGGCGCCAGACUGCAUCUCCAUCUGACCCGUGCCCUCCCUAGCGUGGCCGUGGAUUAGAGGAGGGGGGGCUUAGUUCAUUGUUGGGCGCCUAGGCCAUCCGAGCUGCUGAGCCAUCGGGCUGUUGCUCGCUGCUCUACUCGACAGCUCCUGAACCCGAAGAAAUGAAGAGAAAAAGAACUUUGCACAGCUGGUUUGCAAGCAAUUCAAAUGCUCCCCUUGUUGUUUCCGAACCCAAUGCUCGUCCAGUUGAUGUUGUUGUUCAACCAGCCUCUAUUGAGAACAUAAUUCAUCCUACUCCAACAAAUGAGAGAACUAAUCCCUCAACCGAUGUCGAUGAGAGCACUAAUCCCCAUGCAAAUGAGAGUACCAAUCCCCCAACUAAUGAGAGCACAAACCAACCACCAAAGCAUCAUAUACUGGAAUUCCAUCCAAGUCAGAUUUUUGGUGAUCCGGCUGAUCGAAUACCAAUAGAAGAUUAUGCCCCUGAAAUUCGAAGUGAAGUGAGAAGAGCUUAUUUGUUGAAACAAAGAAACAAAGCUACUGGGCAUAAAUUUGAAGUGGGAUUGGAUGGUAAAAUUUGGAGAUCCUUUCAACCACAAUGGCUAGAUAAGUUUGAUUGGUUGGAAUAUAGUGUGAAAAAGGAGGCUGCCUUUUGUUUCCCUUGUUUUCUUUUCAAGAAUCCAUCACAAGCGGCUAGAUUUGGCAAUGAUGUAUUUACAGUAGAUGGUUACAAGCGUUGGAAAACUGCUUUGGGAAAUUUUAGGAAACAUGUUGGUGGUCCAUCUAGUUACCACAACAUUGCUGUGGGCUUAUGUGUUGAUUUCAGCAAUCAAAGGGCCAAUGUGGCUACCAAAAUGCGAGUAUACAAUAAAGAGGCUGAUAUAAAAUAUAAAAUCCGCUUGACUGCAUCAUUGGAUUGUGCAAGGUAUCUCAUAGCUCAAGGGGAAGCUUUUCGUGGACAUGAUGAAUCCUCCAAUUCCGUCAACAAAGGCAAUUUUAGGGAGUUCUUGGACUGGUAUAAGGACAAGAAUAAGGAUGUGAAAGAUGCAUUUGAUAAGGGGCAAGGCAAUACACUUAUGAUAUGUCCAGAUAUUCAAAAGGACCUUGCUACAUGUUGUGCAUUGGAGGUAACCAAAGUCAUCAAGGAAGAGCUUGGAGAUAAGAAUUUCUCGAUACUUAUUGAUGAGGCUAGAGAUUGCUCAAUAAAGGAGCAAAUGGCAAUAAUUUUGAGAUUUUUAGAUGAUCACGGGGAGCUUCAGGAGAGAUUUCUUGCUAUUAAGCACAUCACAGAUUGUACAUCUGCCGGAAUUAAAGAAGCAUUGGUCCAUGUGUUGGAGUACCAUGGCCUGCCUAUUAAUAGGCUACGUGGAUAGGGUUACGACGGGGCUUCAAAUAUGAGAGGAGAAUUCAACGGUUUGCAAAAGCUAAUUCGUGAUGAGAGUCCAUAUGCUUUCUUUGUUCACUGCUUUGCCCACCAGUUGCAGUUAGUGGUUGUCACAGUGGCUCAGUGUUGUCCAGUUAUUGCUGAUUUUUUCAACUACCUUCCCUUGAUAGUGACUCAGGUGGGUUCAUCUUGCAAAAGGAAGGAUGCAUUGCUUGCAAAGCAUCAAGACAACUUGAUAGAAAUGAUGGAAAAUUGUAAGAUAUCAUCUGGAACUGGAUUACAUCAAGAAACUAACCUAGCUGGACCAGGAGCUACUCGUUGGGGCUCACAUCUUAGAACCUUACUUCGUCUGUACACAAUGUGGAAUGCAGUGGUGGAUGUGCUUGCAAUUGUGGUCGACGAUGCCCGGGAACACACUUCUCAAGGUGGAGCUUCAGGUUUGAUCAUACAGAUGGAAUGCUUCCAGUUUGUGUUCAUCAUGCUAUUCUUAAUAAACUUGUUGAGCAUCACUAAUUUGCUAUCACAAGCUUUGCAAAGAAAGAAACAAGAUGUUGCUGAAGCCUUGCGUUUGAUCUUGGAUGUGAAAGAAGCUUUGCAAAAUAUGAGGGAUAAUGGGUAUGAGUCAUUAUGCGACCAAGCAAAAAACUUCUGUGAGGAACAUGGCAUUGAGGUGCCAAACAUGGAUGAUCUUGUUGGAGCUAUGGGGCAAUCUGUUCGCAGCAAGAAUAAGGUGACUCGAUAUCAUUAUUUCAAGGUUAGCAUAUUCAAUGUUGCUCUUGAUGCAACUCUCACCGAGAUGAAUCAUCGAUUCAAUGAAGUUAACACCGAGUUAGUGGAUUGCAUGUCUUGCCUUACUCCAACCAACAACUUCUCAAAGUUUAAUGUUGACAAACUUAUUCGACUUGCUGAAAUUUAUGCUGAGGAUUUUACACAAUCUGAAGGGCUGUUGCUAAGAACUCAACUUCCAACAUUUCUUACAAAUAUUAGGAGAAGUGAUGAAUUCAAUGGAUGUUCGGAUGUUUCUACCCUUGCUCGGUUGAUGGUUCAAACAACAAAACAUAGAACUUUCCAAUUGGUAUAUCGCCUCAUCGAGUUGACAUUGAUUCUUCCAGUGGCAACUUCCUCGGUCGAGCGAAUUUUUUCAGCAAUGAAGAUCAUUAAAACUGAUUUACGCAAUAAGAUAUCGGAUGAUUGGCUCAAUGAUUUAAUGGUGUGCUAUUGCGAGAAAAGGAUAUUUAAAAGUAUUCCCGAUAAUCAAAUUAUGAUAGGAUUCCAGAAAAUGAAAGAUCGCAAUGGACAUUUGCCUCGUGAGUACAAUGUGAUUUCUUAGAGAUGGCUUCCAGUUGGAUAAUUGGGCAUCUAUUUCUAUAUAUUGGUUUCUAGUUGUUCUGCAAUACCAUUAGUAAGCAACAUUACUAUCAUUGUUGUUGCUUCUCUAGUCUUUUGUAUUGGUGUGUGCCCAGCAGUACUCUGGAAAAUUCUGAGCUAAUUUGGGGUACAAGAUUUCAUAUUUCAAAAAAUUCUGGCAAAUUUUAACCUUCUUUGGGCAAAAGAAUUAGGAGUUAGUGGCUUUUUUUCCCACCCUGUUAACUUUGAGCCCGCCCUCGAUUUUCUUCCAAGAUUCGCCACUGGCUCUACAACAUGGGCACAAUACAGAGUAUCUGACAUCAAGACUCUUCUCCUCAUCGGCGUGAUUGGUCGACAAAAUAAACGGCAACACAUUACCAACAAAACAGAUAUGUUUAUUUAUUUGUUUGCUCAUUACUACUCUAUAUAUUUUAGCUAGCUAAGGACUUUGUUGCAUAUGUUGGUCACAGACAUUUGAAAAGAUAUGAACGUAUUAUGAAGUGCAGCGGCAUUAUGAGAUGAAUGUGGAUGUGGAUGUAUAUGUGAUAUGAUGAAUUUGCAAUGGAUGUUUACCAUGA
This is a messenger RNA of Triticum urartu, 3538 nucleotides long. RefSeq lists its product as uncharacterized. Lineage: Eukaryota; Viridiplantae; Streptophyta; Magnoliopsida; Poales; Poaceae. The record is from RefSeq and is a predicted model, not a curated record.